This is a messenger RNA of Drosophila rhopaloa, 2869 nucleotides long. RefSeq names its product molybdenum cofactor sulfurase (gene mal). Gene Ontology annotation, molecular function: molybdenum ion binding; molybdenum cofactor sulfurtransferase activity; pyridoxal phosphate binding. NCBI's taxonomy places the organism in Eukaryota, Metazoa, Arthropoda, Insecta, Diptera, Drosophilidae. The transcript is spliced from 4 exons. Bases 109 to 2451 code for a protein of 780 amino acids. Gene Ontology annotation, biological process: Mo-molybdopterin cofactor biosynthetic process. The record is from RefSeq and is a predicted model, not a curated record.
UCUCCGGAAAGAGCAUGGCACAACAAAUGCGGCGAUUAAUUGCAGGCCGGUCUGUCUGGUCGCAAAUAAAUAAAACCCGAUUCCCACCCAACUCGAACAGUUCCCAAGAUGUCGCCAUAUCGCCCGGAAUUCUCCCCAUCGGAGCAGUCGAAAAUCGACGUGGAAUUCUCUAGAUUGGCCAACAACAAAAGUGUUUACCUGGAUCAUGCUGGUACUACUCUAUAUGCGGAAAACCAGGUAAAAGCCGCCGCGGAGCAACUGCAUCGGAAUGUCAUCUGCAACCCGCACACAUGUCGCCUCACCGGAGAUUUCGUGGACCAGGUGCGAUUUAAAGUACUGGAAUUUUUCAACACCUCUGCCGAGGAUUACCAUGUGAUCUUCACGGCGAAUGCCACCGCUGCUUUGUCCCUGGUGGCGGAAAAUUUUGACUUUGGAUCAUCGGGAGACUUCCACUUCUGUCAGGAGAAUCACACUUCGGUGUUGGGAAUGCGAGAACGGGUCCGGGCGAAUGGUAUAUACAUGCUCAAGGAAAAUGAGAUCUCUGGCGGAUUUGCCAAUGAAAAUGGGAGAGUUCAGGAAAGAACUUCCACGAUAACUGGGAACUCCCUGGUGACCUUCUCCGCCCAAUGCAACUUCAGUGGCUACAAGAUCCCACUGGUCGCUAUUGAAAAUAUCCAAAACUAUGGUUUGCCCAAGCCGGGAAAACAUAUUUGGGGUUCUAAAGGGGAGGAAAAAGAUAAUUCCCAGAACAAUUACUAUGUCUGCUUGGAUGCAGCCUCUUUUGUGGCCACUAGUCCUUUGGAUCUAUACAAAUACCAACCAGAUUAUGUGUGCAUUAGUUUCUACAAGAUCUUUGGCUAUCCCACGGGUGUGGGAGCCCUGUUGGUCAGUCGCCGAGGAGCGGAGGCCUUUGGAAAGCGCCGCUUUUUUGGCGGCGGUACCAUCAACUAUGCAUAUCCCCAUGCCAUGGACCAUCAGCUGCGGGAGACCUUCCACCAGCGCUACGAGGAUGGCACCCUGCCGUUUCUCUCCAUUGUCGGACUGCUCGAGGGCUUUCGCACGCUGAAUAGAUUGGUGCCUAGAACUUCCGCUGUAGUUGGCACCAUGGAGAGAAUUUCCAGGCACGUUCAUGGCUUGGCGCAGUAUUUGGAAGAUCAGCUGAAGCAACUUAAGCAUUCCAAUGGUGAGCCCCUCAUCCAGCUGUACAAUAAGGUGGGCUAUCAGGAAAAGUCCCGACAGGGAGGCAUCGUCGCCUUCAAUGUGCGCACGGAAUCGGGAUCCUUUGUGGGAUUCGGUGAGAUAGCCUGCGUGGCUGCUCUGCAUGGGAUCCUCCUGCGAACAGGAUGCUUCUGCAACAUCGGAGCCUGUCAAUUUUACCUUGAUCUCGACGAGGAUGCCAUGGAUGCGAUUUACAAGCGGGCUGGACGCAUAUGCGGUGACUAUUUUGACCUGAUCGAUGGUCAGCCGACAGGAGCGGUACGUGUGUCCUUUGGCUACAUGACCACCAUUCAGGACGUGGAGAAGCUGCUCGAGAUGUUGCGCUCCAGUUAUUUGGCCACUAAGCCGCAGCAACGGAUUCAGUUCAUCGAAGAUCAGGCGGAGCAAUUGCCACCGGUGCUCAAGGAGCGAGUCCAGAUGUUGAGGCCGAAACUCCUCCAGAUGGCCAUAUAUCCGGUGAAGUCCUGUGCUGCUUUUAAGAUCGAAUCGCAGGGAUCAUGGCCACUGACAGAGCAGGGUCUGAAAUAUGACCGCGAAUGGAUGAUAGUGGACAUGAAUGGCAUGGCGUUGACCCAGAAACGCUGCACGGAAUUGUGCCUGAUUAGGCCAGUGAUUAAGGUUGACCAGUUGGAGCUGCAGUUCGGCGAUGGUUCCUCUGUCUCAGUGCCCCUUUCCGUGGAGGAUCAGGCGGCCGACUCGGCGAAGUGUGUCAGCAAGGUGUGUCGCCAGCCUGUGGAAGGUUUAGAUUGCGGCGAAGAGGUUGCCCAGUGGCUAUGCCAAUGUUUGGGCUUGGAGGGCCUUCGAUUGCUUCGGCAAUCGGGCCAGAGAAACUCUUCCAAGGAUCAGCAGAAGCUCAGUCUGGUGAAUCAAGCUCAGUUCUUGUUGUUGAACAGAUCUUCCGUGCGAUCCCUUCAAUUCGAGGAGCCCCUCGACGAGACUGUGGAUCGUUUUCGGGCCAAUAUUAUCAUCGAUACGGGUUGCGCCUUCGAGGAGCUCGCCUACACGGCCCUCACCAUCGGUGGCAUCCACUUCCAGGUGGAGGGUCCUUGUCAGCGCUGCGAUAUGAUCUGCAUUAACCAAAGGACCGGCGAAAGAUCGCCGGAAACCUUGACCACGAUUUCUCGCCUACAAAGUGGUCGCAUGCGAUUCGGAAUCUAUAUCACCAGGAUCACCAAGGACUUGGAAGCUCAGGAGAAUCACAUGACCUGCGGCGAUGUUGUCCUGGUGGAGUAGGCUCUUCGCACGACACAUAGCCGCAUAAAUACUUCAGUUUUCAUACCAAAAAUACGGCUAGACUAUUUUUAAAAGCAGUUUUUAAUUAGUUUUUGAAUAUCUGCUAAACAUAUUUUUCUCACUUCUUUUUGGGAUAUUUAUCGUUUGAUAAUGUUCGACUGUGGUUUAAUAUUCUCAUAUUAGACUUUGCAUCACAUAACUUCGUUAAGUUUAAGUAAGAAAGUAUCAAGAAAACUAUAUUUUUACGCAAACAUUCGCGCUUAGCUUAAGCUCAAUGUAACCGGAUACCUCUUGCCAGUGUCUUAAGCCUUAAAGGCCUCAAUUGCAAAAUAAACACAUUUAAAUAAAUUUGUUUACACUACAGCUUUUGAGGAGGAAUAUCGAAUUUAAUUAUGUUAAUAAAUGAAACUUCAAAUCA